Messenger RNA from Oncorhynchus kisutch (coho salmon), 2318 nucleotides. Its product is annotated as ELKS/Rab6-interacting/CAST family member 1. Gene Ontology annotation, biological process: regulation of synaptic plasticity; neuromuscular synaptic transmission; maintenance of presynaptic active zone structure. NCBI's taxonomy places the organism in Eukaryota, Metazoa, Chordata, Actinopteri, Salmoniformes, Salmonidae. Gene Ontology annotation, cellular component: cytoskeleton of presynaptic active zone. The record is from RefSeq and is a predicted model, not a curated record. Gene Ontology annotation, molecular function: structural constituent of presynaptic active zone. The transcript has 11 exons. The annotation marks the transcript as partial.
UCCUUACGUCACUGAAGCGCCCUGGCUCGGGAUCUACUGGUAGUGCUGGCAAUAGAGGAGAAAAAUAUCAACUGCUCGGAAAAGAGGCAUUUUCUAUCGGUUGUAACGGUUCCUCAACGGAUAACGGUUCUAUCUGACGCCGGAUAGGGAUAAUUGACAUAACUGGACUAACCGGAUUUAUGAGAAGAAGAUCAUUGCCUCUUCCCAGGACCCAGGGACUAAAUGGAUGUUAAAACCACCUUUCUCGCCAAGUUUACCACUCAUCAUAGUCCAAUCAUCAUAGUCCAAUCAUCAUAGUCCAAUCAUCAUAGUCCAAUCAUCCAGGAAAUGCAGGAUCUUUGAACAUGAACAAUCUGUUCCUCUCCUUCAGCUGAGACAGACUGCCAGUCAGUAGCCACAUAGUGUAACACUCUGUAUCAGGACACUGUAGUCCACAUCUUUUGGAGGAUCACUUAGUCUCAGUAUCUCACCUUUAACCCCUCAACCCCCAGCCCUUGACCCUUAACCCCUGACCCCUAACCAUGUACGGCAGCUCCCGCUCCGUUGCCAAGAUGGAGGGCAACAACGGCAGCAGUCAGAGUCCCGGUCGCUCCCCCUGCCUGCCCCGCUCCCCGCGCCUCGGCCACCGUCGCACCAACAGUACAGGAGGCCCCGGGGGAAAGACCCUCUCCAUGGAGAACAUCCAGUCUCUGAACGCGGCCUAUGCCACCUCCGGACCCAUGUACCUCAGUGACAACGAGGUCAUCUCUCAACAGACCCAGGCCUAUCCCAACCCCAACCACGACCCUAGCCUGCCCAAGAGCACCAUGACCCUGGGUCGCUCCGGAGCAAAGCUCCCUUACGGCGUCCGGACAACCGCCAUGGGCUCCAAUCCCAACAUCAGCCAGGGAGGUGGAGGCUCGUCCAUGCCCAGUGACAGCAUCGUGUUUGGGUGUGACCACGUGUCCUCGUCCCAGUCCAGCCUCCAGCAGGCGUCCACAGUGCCUCACUCCUUACGCCAAACCAGAGACAACACCAUCAUGGACCUCCAGACCCAGCUGAAGGAGGUGCUGAGGGAGAACGAGCUCCUCCGGGGGGAGGUGGAUGUGAAGGAGAGCAAGCUGAGCUCUUCCAUGAACUCCAUCAAGACCUUCUGGAGCCCCGAGCUGAAGAAGGAGAGAGCUCUGAGGAAGGACGAGGUGUCCAAGAUCUCUGUCUGGAAGGAGCAGUACAGAGUGGUUCAGGACGAGACUCAGCACCUCCAGAUGACGGUGCAGGCCCUGCAGGAUGAGCUGAGGACUCAGAGAGAUCUGAAUCAGUUGUUCCAGCAGGACUGUAGUGGAGGGAGACCUGGAGAACCUUUGUCAUUCGAACCCACUGAGGAGAACUUCCACAGGCUCCAAGCUGAACACCAGAGACAGGCCAAAGAGUUGUUCCUCCUGAGGAAGACGCUGGAGGAGAUGGAGUUGAGGAUCGACAGUCAGAAACAGACCCUGGGGGCCAGAGACCAGUCUAUCAAGAAACUACUGGAGAUGCUGCAGAGCAAAGGUCUGUCAGCCAAGGCCUCAGAGGAAGACCAUGAGAGGACCAGGAGACUGGCUGAGGCUGAGAUGCACAUCCACCACCUAGACAGUCUACUGGAACAGAAAGACAAGGAGACCAACGCCCUACGAGAGGAGCUGCACCGACGGAGCUAUGAAGGAGCCCCUGAAUCAGCCAAGACCAAGGCCCUGCAGACCGUCAUCGAGAUGAAGGACUCUAAGGUCCAGUCUCUGGAACGAGGUCUGAGGGACCUGGAGGAAGAGAUUGAGAUGUUAAAGUCUAACGGGGCUCUGAGCACUGAGGAGAGAGAGGAGGAGAUGAAACAGAUGGAGGUGUACAGAUCCCACUCCAAGUUCAUGAAGAACAAGGUAGAGCAGCUGAAGGAGGAGCUGUCUCAGAGAGAGGUCCAGGGGGAGGAGCUUAAGCAGAAGGCUGCCGACCUGCAGCAGGAAGUGUCUGCCAUUGAUCAGGUAAAGCAGGACCUCAGCAGGAAGGAGACAGAGCUGAUGGGGAUGAGGACCAAGCUGGAGACUCUCACCAACCAGUUCUCAGACAGCAAACAGCACAUCGAGGUCCUCAAGGAGUCACUGACCGCUAAGGAGCAGCGCUCUACUAUCAUUCAGACAGAGGUGGAUGCUCUUCGUCUGCGUCUGGAAGAGAAAGAUUCCCAGCUGAAUAAGAAGUCGAACCAGAUCCAGGAGACGUCUGAGGAGAAGGGGACGCUCAGCAGAGAGGUACACGACCUCAAGGACAUGCUGGAGGUCAAGGAGCGCAAGGUCAACGUCCUGCAGAAGAAG